AUGACUGAGAGACUAUGCGAGUGGAAUAAGGAAGGAGAAGAUAUUUCUAAGCGAGGGUAUCCGACGCUAGAGUACCUGAAUCUUUAUAAACGAUGGGGUGAAGGAGAGAUUGGCAUCAUUGUGAGCGGCAACACGAUGGUCAGAUACGACGCGGUUGAAGCUUUUGGAAACCCAAUUCUCGUUGACGACCAUGAUGGACGAAUCGCCAAAUACCGUGAGGUCACAGAUGCUGCAAAAGCUCACGGUUCGCUCAUCGUUGCCCAACUUUCCCAUCCUGGCAGACAAGGCUCAAAGUACCUGAAUCCCAAUCCCGUCAGCGCGAGUGAUGUACACUUGAAGAUUGAGUGGGCAGGGAAUGCAUUUAACAAGCCCAAACCACUGUCGAUACCUGAAAUCAAAGACAUGGUGAAGAGCUGGGGUGAAACUGCUUAUCUGUGCUGGAAAGCUGGAUUUGAUGGGGUCCAAGUCCACUGCGCGCAUGGAUAUCUCCUAGCCCAGUUCCUCAGCCUUACGACGAAUCAUCGUACCGAUGAGUACGGGGGCGACCUGAACAACAGAUCAAAGAUAGUCUUCGAAAUUAUCGAGGAGAUCCGACGUCGUGUCACCGAUCCAAAGUUCAUCAUUUGCGUCAAGCUCAACUCUGUUGAGUUUCAGGACAAAGGCACUACACCCGACGAUGCAAAAGAGUUAUGCCUCAAGCUAGAAGAGGCCAGAGUUGACUUUGUGGACCUCUCUGGAGGUACAUUCGAAGGGAGAGCCUUCGAGCACAAAAAGCAGAGCACGAUCGCCAGGGAAGCUUACUUCAUCGAGUUUGCAGAGAUGAUACGGCCACUUCUAAAGAAGACGAAAGUCUACGUCACUGGCGGAUUGAGGACGGCCAGCGGCAUGGUCAAGGCUGUCAGUGACGGUGCAACUGAUGGCAUCGGCAUUGGGAGACCACUUGCAGCAGAACCGUUCCUCGUCAAAGAAUUGUUGGCUGGCAAAGUUACAGGCGCAAUCGAAAAUUAUGUGCCGCUACCAAUGAAUACCCAAGCCAGUGGGACGCAAUUGCAUCAAAUCGGACAUGGACAUGACCUGAUUAGCGACUGGAGUGUAGAGAGUGAGGUCAAGAAAUGGAAAGAAGAAAACGAAAAGGAAACGCAACGGAAGUUGAGUAUCCUUCCCAAGGUCGAUAGUAGUGGCUACCCUUUCUUCAAAGCCGAGGCUGGGUUUGCAUAUCUGCGGGCAUAA
This is a messenger RNA of Exophiala bonariae, 1230 nucleotides long. RefSeq lists its product as uncharacterized. Gene Ontology annotation, molecular function: oxidoreductase activity; FMN binding. The record is from RefSeq and is a predicted model, not a curated record. The coding region runs from base 1 to 1230 and encodes 409 amino acids. NCBI's taxonomy places the organism in Eukaryota, Fungi, Ascomycota, Eurotiomycetes, Chaetothyriales, Herpotrichiellaceae. The transcript has 4 exons.